UAAAUAAAUUCAAAUACUAAUAACAAAAAGAAAAUAUUUAGGACUUGUUUAAAGUUUAGAAUAUGGCCCAAUAAAAUAAUAAAAUACCAAAAAAAUGAUUUUUGAGCUGAAGUCGUACCUGAAGUUUUGCCAGGAUGCAAAAAUAUCUCCUAACGAAGACGUGGUUUCUUCCCUUAAAACUGCUGGUAAAACAGGAGAUUUUAUUUUAACGAAAAGGACAUUAUCUAACAAGACGUGGGACAUAAUUGGCAAAAUGUUGUCGGCGUCAGAAAAUAUACGAAAAGUGGACUUCAGUGACUGUUUGAUCCCAUUUGAAGGCACGGCCAGUCUUCUUGGACAUUUGUCGUUUAAUAAUUCGGUUGAUACAUUGAUUUUAAAGGGCAACAACAUUCAAGCAGAGAACGUCUCAUGUCUUGGGACUUUGCUGAAAAACAACUCAACUGUAAAAAUGUUGUGCCUCGAGUGGAACAGCCUGGGGCUCCACCCCGUCUUCUUCUCGGUGUUCUGCGACGGCCUGGCCUUGAACCGCACCUUGGAGCACCUGGACCUCAGGAACAACGAGUUGAAGCCGAAUGUCGCGGAGGACCUGUCCCGGGCCCUCGCGAGAAACCGGUCCCUGCGGUACCUAGAUAUUCGUUGGAACAGGAUUUGCACCGUUGGAGGCAGUUUAAUGUUGGACGCAAUGAAGUGCAACCAUUCUAUAAUCAAGCUCAAAUUACAAGGGAAUUACAUCACAUCAGAUGUCCUGAAUGCCGUAGACGAAUGCACCCAGCGCAACCUGUACCACGAAAACGGCGACGACUUGCCGUCGGAAGCGGCAGCGUCCGCAAAGGCAAAAAGCUGCACUCAGCCGCUGGACCCGGCGAGAGGAUUCGAGAAGGACCAGGAUAAGAUUGGGCCCACACAAGUGUUCAACGCCACCGUGCUGAGAAGCCCUGAUCGUGGCGACCACAGCAAGAGCCAGCCAGUUCAGCCGAGGGGGUCGAAGCUGGACCAGGUGGAGGGGAUGCUGUCGGAGCGGGCCGCCGCCAUCUCGGCGCUCCAGUCCCAGCUCCGGGCGGCCGAGGGCGAGCUGGCCGCAGCCAGGCGGGCUGCGUCCGAGCUGGAGGCCCGGGAGAGUGCCUCCCGCGCCGCGCUCGAGGCCAAGGACAAGGAACUCGAGGACCUGCGGCGGGCGGCCGACGAGGCAGAGCGGGGCAGAGCGGACGCCGAGUCGAAGCUGGGGUCGGCCCGGGAGCGGGCCUCCGCCUCGGAGCAGCAGCUGAGGGCGCGGGAGGGCGAGCUGGACCAGCUCAGGGCCGAGCUCCACCGCCUCCGGGACAACCUGGAGGCAGCGCAGAAGCAGUACGACGACAAGCUGAUCGAGGAGAAGACCAUGAACUUCGACCUGCUCACCAAGACGGAGCAGGAGUACCAGCUGAAGAUGAGGCGGCUGAGCAACGAGUUUGCCUCGUUCAAGAACGGCGCUAGGGAGCGCGCGGCGGGGCUGCAGGCCCAACUCGACGCCGCAGAGCGGGCGCGUUCAGACCUGGCCGCGCAAUUGGCCCAGGAGACAAGCCGGCGCAACGAGGAGUUGCAGCAGGCGCUCUCCAAGCUGGCCCUGGCCGAGGAGCGGGCACAGUCGCUGCAGAGCGAGAAGUCCCUGCUGGAGCGGCAGCUGGCGAUGGCGCAGUGCACCGCCGCCCAGCUCGAGAAGCAGAACGCGGCGCUGCUCUCGGAGCUGGCGGAGCCCCAGAGGAAGCUGUCGCAGCUCCACGAGGAGCUGGCCGGGGAGCGCGCGGCGAGGCAGCGGCUGGCCCAGGACCUGGCGGAGGCGCGCGGGCGGGAGCAGGAGCACCGGCGCGAGGGUGAGCGCCUGCAGCAGGCCCUGGAGGUGCUGCAGCGCCAGAUGAAGGACAUCCUGGGCCUGCAGGAGGAGCGCGACCGGAGCAAGGAGCGCGAGGCUGAGCGCCUGCGGGCCCUCGUCGCCGCCAAGGACCGCGAGAUGGCCGCCGUCAGAGCAGAAGAACUAGAACGUGUGGGACACCUGUACUCGGCUUUCACCAAAUACCUCGGAAGCUUGAAUCCAGCAUUUACGUUGUCACAAGUGACUAUGACGACGUGAUCUCGCCGUACUGUCCGUCGUAGAUCCAGGCUUCCUGCUGCGUUGCCGUGAAAAUUUCUAGUGCCUGCAUACUCAUGGAUUUUCCCUUUGUAAAUUUUUUUGUAAUUAAUUUUUGUGUAUGCUUUGUGGAAAGUCAAUCUCGCUGUUAGCUGACAAGUGUUUACUUUUGUAGUACUUAUUUAUUAAAAUGUUUUAUUGUUUUAUU
Bacillus rossius redtenbacheri is the source of this 2309-nucleotide messenger RNA. Its product is annotated as leucine-rich repeat-containing protein 45-like. The record is from RefSeq and is a predicted model, not a curated record. Gene Ontology annotation, molecular function: protein binding. The transcript is spliced from 12 exons. NCBI's taxonomy places the organism in Eukaryota, Metazoa, Arthropoda, Insecta, Phasmatodea, Bacillidae. Bases 95 to 2104 code for a protein of 669 amino acids. Gene Ontology annotation, cellular component: centrosome.